AUGUACAAAAUCCACCGGCAAGGUCAGCCGCUUGGGAAAGAGAAGCCGCCCGCCGGAAAAUCGGUAAUUUUUUCGAUUUUAAGGCGCAUAUUCAUUUAAUAAAAGAUACAUGAACUUACCUUUUCAGCGAGAUUUUUUUAAUUUAUUGGUGAAUAUCAAAUUUUAAUCUACCGCAAAUAUUAUUUGUAAAAAAAGUAGGCCUACGAAAAAUGUGGAUUUUUUUCAAUUUUUUUGAUGGAAAAAGACAAAUUUAACCGAUAAAAAAAUGAAAGUUUUGGAUGUAUAAAGAAAAAAAUCGAAUUUUUUUGAAUUUUCAAAAGGAAAAAGGCAAAUUUCAUCAAAAAUAGGUGUACUUUUUUUGACAAUAUUCGAGGUGUUUGAAUGAAAAAAAUACAGAAUCCAUUCAAAGAAAUGAGCUUCUUGGCCAUAAUAUAUUGAAAAGAAAUCCCAGAAAAAAGUGAAUUUUCUCAAAUUUUAGAGUUGAAAACACAAAAUUCUUUGAAAAAAGGGAAUUUUUGGUCUUUUUUAGAAAUUCUUUGAUUAUUUUUGACCUCUGUAGUUUGUACGGUUAUUUUGGCCUUUCUGAAUUAAUCUGAGAGAAAUUUGCUUGAAAUUAGCUUUGAAGCGGGAAAGACUGAGACCUGACGGCUGUUUUUUCACAAGCAUUUUAGCAGUCAUUUAAAAAAAAAGCCACAAAAUCCUGUACCGGGAAAGUUAUUAGAAGACGUUCUAGAGGUUCCUCAAGGACUAUUUAAGGGGGACACUAAAGGGGCCACUAAAACCACCUCCAAAGAAGCGACUGGUGGCCAUUAGAGUAGCUUCUAGUGGCCCAGUAGUACCACUUAGACUACUAGAAAGGCCACUAACUUUUAGUCCCUCAAGUGGCCACUAAUUUGAUCACUAUAGUGGCCACUAACACGUCAAAACUCUGAGGUGGUCACUAAAAAUUUUCUCAGUAUUUUACUCCUCAAAAUUUUCAAAGACUGGGAAAGUUUUUAGUGGCCACUUUAGGGUUUUGAAGUUUCAGUGGCCACUUUAGUAGUCAAAUUAGUGGCCACUUAAGGGUUUAAAAGCUAGCGGCCACUAUAGAGGUCUAAGUGCUACUACUAGACCACUAAACAUUUUAGUGGCCACUUUAGGGGUCAAUGGAUCAACAUAACUGGUCUAAUCUGUUUGUUUUGAAAUUAUCAAAUUUACUGGAAGGAAUACGGGAUGAAAAACUACUGAAGUGGCCACUAAAACGAAGAACAGUGGCCACUGUAGAGAUGGGUUUAGUGGCCACUUUAGUGUCUUCUCCAAGUAGUCUUCGGAGAGCAUCUAUAGCGGCCACUAGGCAUUUUCCCAGGUAAUCAAAAAUUUCAAGAAAAAAUCAGAAUACAAUGAUAAAAAUUGAUCUUUUUUUGAUAUUCCACCGGUUUUUUUUGCUCCUGACAAUUUCUUGGGCAUCUCCCAGAACAAACACCAAUACAUAGACCCGGCAUAAUGAACCUCGUCAUAGGUUUCGGAUUUCUUGGCCCUUUUUUUUCAUCGAAGAAGUUUUGCCCCGAAGACAAUUUCGUACUCCUACUCCCCCUCCAAUUUAUGAAUGCCUUCUUCGAUUAUUUUGACCCUCAUGGACCUGUGAAGGACCCGUUUUCCAGUCGAAAUGUUCGUUUUUGACAAGGAUUUUAUGAAAAACUGUGUUUCUUUUGGGGUUUUGAGAAAUAGUCAAAAAAAUUUAUGAUUUCAUGAUUUUUCUUUCGAAUUUUUGACCGGUUUUCAACAUAAAAUGUUCGUUUUUUUCUUUUUAAGUUUUUGUGGGAAAAAGUUGUCGUUUUUAGUUUUCUAGUCUUUUUUGAGCAGAGUUCGGAAUUUAUGUACCGUCCUCGUCAAAAUUUCUAACUAAUGAAAAAUUGGAAUUUUCGACGGCAAAAAAAUAUUCGUUUUUUUCAAAGAUUUCAUGAACAAGAAUAGUAGAGAUUUUUUUUAGUUUUUUUCAUCAAUUUUUUUGAAGAGAAAUGGGAGUUUUUUUAAAAUAUUUAUAUCAAAAAGUGUAGUGGAAACUUUAUUUUUUUUAGUUUUAUAGUCUUUUUUUCGAGUAGGAAUGUGAAUUUUUUUCAUGUUUUUUUAGAGAAAUUUAUGAUUUUUUUCGUGAUAAUUUUAGCCUUUUUUUGACUUGAAAAAUGUUCGUUUUUUUAAGAGUUGAUAGAAAAAAAGUAACGUCUUUUUUUGUAGAAAUGUAAAUUUUUUUAUUGCCUUUUUUUCAAAAUUGUAUCAUUUUUUUCCGAUGCAAUUUGGGCUUUUUGUCGCCUAAAAAUGUUCGUUUUUUUGAGGUUUUUUUAUGGGAAAAACUGGGGUUGAAAAACUCGGUUUUUUGGUUUUUUGAAUGAGAUUUUUGAGCAGAAAUGAUAUUUUUUUCUUAAUUUUUUUCUUGGAAAUAAUGAUUUUUUUCAUGUUUACCAAGCUUUUUUUGAACAGUAAAUGUUAGUUAUUUCCUGACUAUAAUGGAAAAAAUAAAGGUGGGAAAAGAUUAUUUUGUAGCUUUGAAGCAGGAAUAUCCGCUAAUCAGAUGAGAUUUUCGAAAAAUUCUUUAAAAAUUUUUUUUCAGUUUCGUGUUUUGACUGUAAAAUACACUUUCAAGGGAAUAUAUUAGAAAUUUAUCUUUGGUUUUAAAUUUUUUCGACUUUUCAGAAGUCGAAAAAUGCGGACGACGAUGAGAAGACAAAGGUUAAGGUCGGUUUUUCCCUUCAAAAUCAAAUUUUCUCUCAAAAAAAUAAGGGUUAUCAGGGAUUUUUUUCAUUUUUUUAGAUUAAUUUUGACAUGAAAAAAAGGGGUUUUUUUCAGGAUUUUUUUAGUAAAAAGGAAGAAAAAAAUGAUAAGAUGCCUUUUUUUGUCCCUCUAGGGACCACUAAGGACAUUAGCAUGACCCCUACAGGGGCCACUAAUUGAAACCCCAAUAGGGGCCACUUUUUGCAAGCUUUAGUGACCCCUCUAGGCGGAGGAAAGGCGGUCCCUAGAGGGGAACCUUCAGCGGCCCCUUCGGCUGCCCCUAUAGGGACCACUCUGGAACUCCUAUCUUCCCCUUUUAGAAUAAAUUUUUCACAAGAAUUUUCAAGUUUGGAAAAAAAUUCAUUAAUUUUUGCCCAGAAAUUGCAGAUCAAAUUUUUCUCACAUCCCAUUUUUUUUAAUACUUCUCCAGAAACGGUAAACUACCUUAAUUGCAAAAAUCGAAUUUUUCUCUCAAAAAAUGAGUAAAAAAUAUUAUUUAGUGAUUUUCAUGAAAAAAAAAAUGUUUUUCAGGAUUUUUUUCCUUCUUGAAAAUGGAAUAGUAUUACUAAGGUACCUUUUAACUUCGUCCCUCUAGGGGCCACUAACUGAAAUCCCUAGAGGGACCACUUUUGCAAGCUUUAGUGGCCCCUGGCAUGCUAUAAAUCACGGACGUUCACAAAAUGCGACCGCUUUUUAUGGGUAAUUCACUGCAAAUUAAUAAAACACGGGCGUUUCUUGUUUUUAUCUUUUUCAUUAUUUCAGACUUAUUUUUUCUAGUUUUGUAGUUUUUCCUAUUUUUCCUGUGGUAAGAAACGAUUCAAUAAAGUACUAUGACGAAAUUUUUAAUUUCAUAACGAUGAUUUUUUUUAAUUGCUUAAAAAAUACUUCUGAGAUUCUAAAAAAACAUUUUAUUCAAUUCAUAAUUCUGUAAUAAACCGGAAAUCAGUUGGAAAAUUGAAUAUGGGACAAAAUAAACCUUGAAAAAUGAUUCAAAAAAAAGAUAUUGUCAAAAAUACAAAAGGGGCAGCACUGUAGUGUUCGGACAGCAAUAGAAAAAUGAAAAACUAUUUUUUUAUUUCAAAAGAAAAAAAUAAAAAAAUCCAAAAAAUCCCUAGAGGGAAACCUUCAGCGGCCUCUUUGGUUUCCCCUAUAGGGACCACUCUGGAGUUCUUAGUUUCUUCUUUAAAAUCGCUUUGACAAAAAAAUAUUCAGACUUGAAAAUAAUCGUUAAUUUUUGGAGGAACGAUAUGUAAUGAACAAAACGCUCCUUAAUUUUAUUUUCUGUAUUUAUACUAUUACGGAAAUAGUAAACUACGUUAGUUGCAAAAAAAUCCAUUUUUUUCGCUCAAAAACAUAAGUUAAAAAAGAAGUUUUAUUCAUUUUCAAAAAAAAGAAGGAUUUUUUGCAGGUGGCGACAGUUCAAAUCGAGAACGACGAUGAGGAAAUCCGACGGAUGGAGCGAAAAAAACGGACCCAGGAAGACAUGGUCGCCGAUUUCGUCAAAAUUUUGGAGCAAAUGAGUCGGUUUUCUUCUUUUUCCAAUGCAAAUUCUGAACAAGGAUGGUUCACGUUUCAGGAAAAACCAUUUAAAAAAAGUAGAAAUGAGAAAAAUUUGAUUCGAAAGGCAUUAUACCUCCCAAAAAAAGAGAAGUUUUUUUAUAAAGACCGAAAAAAAUUAAACUUGUAAAAAAAUAAGUAAAAAUCCAUAGGUCGAAAUGAUGAUUUUUUUCGAAAUUUUUCAUAUCAGGUUUUUUUCAUAUGAAAAAAAUCUUGAAAAAAAUUUUUUUAUUCUGAACCAGAUUUUUAGCUCAAAAUUUGAAUAAAAAAACAGCUCGAAAAAUGGUUUUUUUUUUCGUCUUUUUUCGUUCAUUUUUCAUCCGUCUGACCUGUCUGCACCCUCUCUCUCACUCUCUAGAAAAUGAGCAGAAGUGAGAGAGGAGAGAGCGCAGACAGGUUAGAGCUUAUCGGAUGAAAAAAAAUAUUUUUGUUUCUGAAAAAUUUCGGCGUCUUUACCAAACAAUUUUCAACCCUCUGACUCUUCUGUGCCCUCUUUUUCUCUCCGAGUUAGAGAGAGGGAAUGAGAAGAGGGCGCAGACAGGUUAGAGCAUUUUUGAUCAGAAGUUGGUUUUAGCUCAAAAUUUGAAUGGAAACAGAUCGAAUUUUUUUUUCGUCUUUUUUCGCUCAUUUUUCUUCCGUAUGACCUGUCUGCACCCUCUCUCUCUCUCUCUCUCUAUCUCUCUAGAAAGUGAGCAGAAGUGCAGAGAGAGGAGAGGUUAGAGCUUUUCGCAUUUUCUGUCAUUUUCCAACCUCUGAAUAAAUCUCAAUUUUCCUCAGUGAACCCUCGCCAAGCGGUGACGUCAUUCAUCGCGGCGGCAAUGGGUCUCGCCGCGAUUAUCGUGGCCCUGAUUUAUUUUGGCGGCCUGCCAGAAAAUGCCGAACGGGCCCGGCAACUCGUCGUGAUCCUCAUGGUUUAUGGUGAGAAAUUUGAUGAAAAUUCCUUUUUGCGCAUAAAAUUACUUUGCUGUUUCACAGUUUUGACAAGAGCCUUUUGAAUCAGUUGUUUCCCGUUUUUGAUGCGCUGCAAUAUUUGGAAAAAUUCAAAAAAUUAGACAUUUUCUGGGAUUUUUUUAAAGUCAUUCAAGAAACGUCAAAUAAAUAAAAAAAUUAAAAAAACGAGGAAAUUCUGAGGGACCCCUAUAGGGGGUUUGUUACAAUCGUGACCCCUCUAGGGGGGCAGAACAGGCCCGCUUUGAAACCCCUAUAGGGACCCCUCAAAAUUUUCUCAGAAGAUUCUGAAACUUCCUGAAAACGACUUUUUGGUCUGAUGAUAGUCGAUCAUUUAAAAAUGAAAAAUGAAGAAAAUAACUUCACUGUUUCGAAAACGUAACAAAAUUCUUUUGAGUCAUUUUUUUUACGAUCAAGUAAGCUUAUACUUUCGAAAAUUCAUAAAAAUUUAGACUUUUUCCAAAAAAAUUCAUGAAAAAUUGGAAGAGGCGCGGCCAGCCAAUCAGAGCAGUUGGGCGCCCUAAAAAGGCGAAAAAAAAUUAGCAUUUCUUACUGUUUCAAAAAAUGAUGAUCAAUAAUGGAAUUAGCAGUGAAGUAAUGGUUCAGGAGUUAUCGUAUCUAUCGAUAUACAUUUUUUUUUUUCAAACAACGGAAUUUUUGAUUUUCUUUUGUAUAGUAGAUAAUUUACCUGUUUCACGAGAUUUAGAUCAUCUUUCUCAUCAAAAAAAUUUUAAUGAUAGCAGAAAGGAUAAUAUUUUGAUUGGAAUGUUGGAAAAAUUCGAUCGUUUUUGAAAAAUUUUUCAAUUUUUUUCAGUUCAAAAAUUGUUCAAAAAUGCGUAGAAUCAUCAAUUUUGGUUAGUUUUUCAAGUUCUGAAAAAAACCAAACAAUGGUCAAAAAUAGGAGAUUUUCUUUUUUCAAUAAAUUUCAUGUCAACUUUUUUUAAAAAUUUGCCCUGAAAUCGGAAUUCGUCAAGUGCAAAAUCAGGAUUUGAGAGCAUUUUUUUCUGGAGAAAUUGGAAAAAAAUCUAUGGAAAAAAAGUGAAUUUUUUUGUAAAUUUAGUGACCAGAAUUUGGAAAAACUGACCUUGAAUAGAUACUUCAAAACCGUUAAAACCUUUAUAAAACUCAUUGAAAAAUAAGCUUAAGCGAAAGAUCAGGGAUCCCAGAGAGUCUGCAGAGAAUUAGAGUCGUUUUUCUCUGACGCCCCUUCAGACCGCCCUUGUCUCUCUUUUCUUUCAAUUUUUCCCGGGUUCAACAAGAGAUAACGGUCGUCUGAAGAGAGUUUAGAGAAGAAGAGUCACUUUUUUUCUCUGACGUCUCUUCGAGAAGUACUGAUCUCUCGUUUUUUCACUAGGAAGCGUCGUUUACACCUUAAAAACCUGAAAACUGGAAAAAAUAAGCAUCCUGAAAAACCGACAAGGCUGAUUUGAUCUCAUGACCGCACUAGGAAUGGCUCCUGAUUUUUUUUCAGUUUGAAAAUGAGCUUUUUCGUUUUUUAGAAUGCUCCUUUUUCCGUAAAAAAACUGUAUGAAACCAAUUUUUUUUAAUUUUUUCCGUUUUAAAGAUCAUUUUCCUUGAUUUUUAAAUCUUUAGGAUCCCUUCAAAUCGCCCUGGCCACCGCCUUUUUCAUCACCUGCAUGCAGACGACGAUCGCCGUGUCCAAAGGAGUCAAGGUGACUUCACUGUUUUUGUAAGAGGAUUAAAAUAAAAUGUAAUCGAAAUCAAUUAUUAUCCUUUUUAAACCGGUAAAGGAAUUUUUAGUGUUUGAAAUAUUUUUCUUCAGAAAUUCGAAGUUUCCGUCAGAGAAAGAGAAAGAUAACUGAAUUUUGGAGAGUCAGAGAAAUUUUUUUCUGUUUUUUCAGGCUAUUUGAGCCUCAGUCGGGCUAAAACGGGAGAAAAACAGUUGUUAAAAAUAGGUUAUCCAACGGGGCUGAAACGGUUUCUCAACUGGGGUGAAAGUUCUACCAGCGGUUCUUAUACGGGCUAAAUACGGGUGUACCCGCUUAGAGCCCGUAUUAGCAAAGCUAGGCUUCCCUCAACAUCAUGAGAGAUUUUUGGGGGUUUUUUUUCCAGAUUUUUUGAGGAUUUCUCUCCCUCUGUCACUUUUUUAUCACGUUUUUCCGAUCAUUUUUUCUAAAAAAAGAGGCGUCAGCUAGAACGGUCGUCUGAAGAGAGUUUAGAGAAAAAUAAUAUCUUUUCAUCUCUGGCGUCUCUUCGGACUGCCCUUGAUCUCUCGCUUUUCUUUUUCUUCCUUGCCCUUUUUCGAAAGUAAUAGUCAAAUAUGGAAGGUGUUCAUAGCUUCGGACGGCCAAAUUUUUACUCAAAGAUGAAAUUUCCAGGACGCCUUCCAAAUCGUCCUCGGCCUUCUAGUGGCCCUCGUCUAUGUCGCCGUCACCGUCGUUUCUCUCGUCGUCGGGAUUUUCGGUUGGUUUUUUGAAAGAUUUUCUGGAAAAUACGGACGGUUAUGAUUGUGUUGGUUCAUGAAAAUCUAGGUUGUAAGCAUUGUUAAUGAGGUUAGGCUCUCUAGAGACUUUACAGAAUUCUUGAGGCUUAUUCUAAAUAUUUAAUAAAAGGAAGACUGAAAAAAUCAAGGUCAAAGUUGGAAAAGAAAUCCUGAAAACUGGAAUCUGUAAAGUACGGACGGUUAGGAUUAUGUUGAAAAACGAAAAAGCAAGAUUUAAAAAAAAUUUUUCUGGAAAUUUUUCAUGUCAAGGGAAGACUUUCUAAUGAGAUUAGGCUGAAAGGUCAAGGCCUAAGUAGGAAAAAUAAUCUUGGAAACUGUAAUCUGUAAAAGUACGGACGGUUUAAUGUAUGUGUCCUCGGAAAAAAACGAGGAUUUUUUAAUAAUUUUGAAAAUUAUCAGAUUUUAAUGACUCUUUUAUUGAGAUUAGGUUCCCUGAAAUCAGUUUUUAGCCCGAUUUUUUGAAUCUGUAAUCCAAAAAAGGCCGGAAAUGUCAGUGAAAUAAGUUAAGGGCUAUCAAAAAUAGAUUACUCUUUCAAUUUUGAAUUUUGAAUUUUAUUAUCUUUACUGUAUAUAGAAACUUAAUCCAGGAUCGCUUUUUCGGAAUUUUUUUCAAGCUUAAUAAUAAAAAAAUAAUAUCAAUUAUAUGAAGAAAAAAAUCAAGUAUGAUCAUCGGGGACAGCUCUAUUCACCAAUAAAAAAAUUUUUUCUUUCAUUUUCAAAAAAAGUAAAAAAAUUUUUUUCAUUAACCUUAAUUUUAAUAUAUAUUUGAAAUGUUCCUCAGAUACGUAGAAAAUGGAAAUUUGGACAAAUUUUCGAAUAAUUGAUUUUUCAGGGUUCUACAAGACGCUCUGUAUCGUCUCGUACGUGGAGUUCGUCGACCCGACCUCCGAAUUUUUUUGCCCUCCCACGAUUUUCUACACUUCUUUGAUCGUCUUCAUCCUCCACAUCGUUCUCAUUGUCGCCAAAUGUUGCUGUUGUAAAUAA
Messenger RNA from Caenorhabditis auriculariae, 8701 nucleotides. NCBI's taxonomy places the organism in Eukaryota, Metazoa, Nematoda, Chromadorea, Rhabditida, Rhabditidae. The record is from the annotation of a GenBank genome assembly.